Messenger RNA from Mercenaria mercenaria, 2961 nucleotides. RefSeq lists its product as uncharacterized. Bases 681 to 2300 code for a protein of 539 amino acids. The transcript is spliced from 12 exons. Lineage: Eukaryota; Metazoa; Mollusca; Bivalvia; Venerida; Veneridae. Gene Ontology annotation, biological process: sulfation. Gene Ontology annotation, molecular function: sulfotransferase activity. Gene Ontology annotation, cellular component: cytoplasm. The record is from RefSeq and is a predicted model, not a curated record.
GUAUACAGGAUAGGACGGUCGUACGGAUUAGAAGUGAGGAUUCAUGUCCAAUUAAGAGAUAGUUUUGGGCACUGACUUUCAAUAGUGGUUUCAUCCUAUAUCUCAUAAUUUGUUUUUUGUAGUUCAUGGUGUAUCAAAGUCUUGGUUUGUCGGAUCCAUUAUGUACACAUUAAAACAUACCCCGUUGUAAGAAGCUGCAUUCAUAAAAUGCCACUAUUCCUGUUGAAUCCGUGUCCUUAUUUUCAUGAGUAUUGUGAUCGACCGGGAAAUUACAAUACCUUUCUAAAAUGAGCAGCAAUGGACGUUACAUUGAAACUGUGUAUCUUUAAAUUGUCAACCUGUCUGCUCAUGUAGAGUAAGAUAACGACGUUUAGGUAUGCUGGUGAUGAAUUCCGUACUUAAAACGGUUACUUAACCUACUUUUACAAUGUGGAUAACGUGAACAAAGAUAAACAAGGAUUGUAUGUAUUGAAACGCUAAAAGUUAAGUAUGUUUUUUAUCCUUUUAAUUUGCAAACUUGGAACAAUAAGUCUUUUCAAUAUGUUCACUGUAACACAACUUCAAAUAAAGUUAAGAAUAUGUCAACCUUUACUUGUAAAAUAAAAUGGAAAAAAAAAUCAAACAUUGCAUUGGAUUAAUUCUUUAAACAAAGUACACAUUAUGUUUCAGACACAAUAAGAAUGUCAUUAAUACAGAUCGCAGAUCUUGGCGGUGCCACGAUAAAUGCAGUUGACGCAGGAGCAUUUAUAACACCAUACGUCAUGAAGCCAGCGACUGAGACAAAACGAAUUUUCGAGAAUGUCCCGAACUUCAUGUUCCGGAAGGACGACGUUAUGCUAUGUACAUACCCAAAGACAGGCACCAACUGGUUGUUUGAGAUAAUAAUGAUGAUUCUGAACAAAUCUGCUGAACCAAUAGAGACAAAUAAAGGGAUGACAAUGCUGGAGUUUCAGGCACCAGAGGAUAUUGAUCAACAACCGUCUCCUAGAGUUGUCAAUUGCCACUUUCCUUGCAGGAUUCUACCGUUUAAGGACAUGACAGCUAAACAAAUAAAGACUGUGCUGUGUUGCAGAAAUCCCAAAGAUACAGCAGUAUCAUAUUACAAUCAUAUGAAAGGCUUAAGACCGUAUGAUUAUAAUGGAAAGUGGGACGACUGGCUGCCAGUAUAUCUACAAGGCAAAUUGGAAUACGGGAAGUAUACAGAUUAUCUACUGGAAUGGGAAAAGGCAAUGGAGGAAGGUGUUGGAUUUCCCUUACAUGUUAUGUAUUAUGAAGACCUUAAAAUUAACGGAACUGGAGAAAUGGACAAACUCCGCAAGUUCCUUGACGUGGAAUUAGAUGAUGUACUGAAAGAAGAUAUUGUAAAAAUGUGUGGUUUUGCGAGAAUGGCUACAAAGACAGUGCCUGGCUCUUUUACCAAGGAAGGCUUUAAUUUCUUCAGGAAAGGCCAAAUAGGAGAUUGGAAAAAUUGGUUUACUGUAGCACAGGACGAAAUGUUUGAUGAAAUUUGGAAAAGUGAAAUGAAGGAUUCCAAAAUGUCAAAGUUUAUAUAUACUUUCCGAGGACAUUACUGUCGAUUGAAACCUCACUUUGUGCGUGAAAAAGCGAUACAGCUUGCUUACAGAAGAAUGACGUCAGUAAAGAUCAAAGAUUUGAGUGGUGCUACUAUCGAUGAAAUUGAUGUAGGAGGAUUUCUCAUACCAGACUUCAAGAAACCACCUGCAGAGGCAAAACAACUCUUUGAUAGUAUCCCGCAUUUCGAAUUCCGCGACGAUGAUUUGAUAUACCUCCCGUUGAAUGAUAUGAAAGUCAAACAGAUAAAAACUGUAUUAUGUUGCCGCAAUCAGAAAGACACUGCGGUGUCAUACUAUAAUCAUAUGAAGGGUAUAGAAGUCUAUGGGUAUGAUGGCAAGUGGAGCGAUUGGCUGCCCGUAUAUCUACAGGGCAAAUGUUUUACUCUUUGUUUUGAAAACCAAAACGGUCUUGAAGAAAUAGACAGGCUAUUGAAGUUUCUUGAUGUUGACUUAUCAGAAGAAUUAAAGAAAGAUAUUAUACACAUGUGUGGUUUUGAGAAUAUGGCCAACAAAACGAUGCCCAGUGAUAUGGAAAAGGUGUUUUUCAAGCAAGACUUCAAGUUUUUCAGGAAAGGUCGUGUGGGUGAUUGGAAGAAUUGGUUUACAGUAGCACAGAAUGAAAAUUUCGAUGAAAUCUGGGAAAAUGAAAUGAAUGGUUCAACUUUUUCGCAGUUCAAGUAUAGUGACCCAAGAGACGGAAACGAUGUUUCUCAACCAAGUUUUUAAAAGUAUAAGGAAAGGCUGAGUCGGAGACUGGAAUAAUUGUUUCAAUAGUAGCACAGAAUGAAAUUUUGGUGAAUUCUAGAAAAAUUAAAUGAUCGGUCCAAUUUCUUAGUUUAAACAUCCUGACCCAAGAGGUUGAUUCGUAUUUAAAGAGUUUGGAUUAUUGAGUAGAUGUCAAAGAAUAUAUCAGCACGUAAAACUACAUUACCCAUUAUAUACAUGUACACACUCUGGUCAGUUUUAAUAAAAUACUUGUAAGGAGCUAAGUGUGUAUAUCCUAUAUAGAUGACUAAAUUGAUUUGAUUAUUAUGCUUCAGAAUGAUAUUUUUUCUUUAGCAAGGAAUGCCAAAACGUGUUAUUAUAUAUAGUUUGUCAUUUAAUAUUGACAUUAUUGUAAAUAUAUUAACAAUUUUGCAGCUUUAUUAAGUUCAAACGAAUAUCAUAUAUACAAACUUAUCAAGGCAGUAAAGAAUGUGAGCAUCCGUAUUGUAUGUGAACAUAUACUUGUUUUUGUUUAGAAUCCUACUUUUCUGUUUAAGGGGAGAGCAAUGUAGGCAUUUUUAAAAUAACCCUCAUUAAAGCGAAACUUGAAAAUGAAUUUUUAAAAGACACAUGAGCAAAGAUAUUCUUGCUAUAAAAUUUUCAGAAAUUUCAAUAAACACCA